GAGCGUGUGGGGAGCGAGGGGCGGAGCUGGGAAGCCUCUGAGCUACAGCAAGCCGCCCAAUGCAGUAGAAGCUCGCCGAGCGAACGGAAGCCUGUCCAGCACAAUGCAGCACUGAGGCGGCGGAGGCGGCAUUGGCGAGGAGGAGGACGCGCGCCUCUCUCACUCGCAAGGAGAAGGAGACCCCGGGAGCGGGGGGCGCCUUUCCUCUCCCCCUCCAUGCCAGCCGCCGUGUGACCCGCGCUUAUUGCGGGCAGGAGGGGGGAGGAGGAGGAAGGACGCGCCUCCCUCCUUCCCACCCGACCGAGACCCAGCCAUGCAGCCAGCGACUUCUCUGCUCUCCUUGACGCUUUGUGCCUUCGGGAUGCUCUCCGGAGCCGGCUCCAGCCGCGCAGGAGACGCCUUGUUGACAGAGAUGGAGCGAAGGGACGGGGAUCGCUUUAUGGAGAGGCAAAAUAUCGUCCCUUUCCGGCUGAUCUAUAGCACGGACGGUGGCAACGAAACUCAACACGACGUGCUCAACACCCGCAUCGGCGGCGGCGGCGACAGCUUCGGUGGGAAGCAGUCCACUCAUAUUGCCCGAGCCAGCUUCCAAGUUGAUGCCUUUGGAUCUUCUUUCAUCCUGGAUGUAGAGCUAAACCAUGAUCUGCUGUCUUCAGAAUACCUCGAGAGGCACAUUGAACACGGCGGAAAGAUGGUGGAAGUAAAAGGCGGUGAGCAUUGUUAUUACCAAGGUCACAUCCGAGGGAAUUCAGAAUCGUUUGUUGCCCUGUCAACCUGCCAUGGACUUCAUGGCAUGUUCUAUGAUGGAAAUCACACAUAUCUUAUUGAGCCAGAAGACAACUACACUUCGCAAGAGGAAUUCCAUUUACACUCUGUUUACAAAUCCAGAUUAUUUGAAUUUCCUUUGGAUGAUCUUCCAUCUGAGUUCUGGCACAUGAACACCACGUCACAGAAGUUUGUUGUGAAACCGAGACACAAAAGAAGAAAAAGGCAGGUUCAUCAGAGCCCGUAUAAAGUUGAAGAGGAAACUAAAUAUGUUGAGCUAAUGAUCGUAAAUGACCAUCUAAUGCUGAAAAAGCACCGAUUAUCGGUCGGCCACACAAACAGCUUCGCAAAAUCAGUAGUGAACAUGGCAGAUUUAAUUUACAAAGAACAGCUCAACACCAGGAUAGUCUUGGUUGCCAUGGAAACCUGGGGUACUGAUAACAAGUUCACCAUAUCUGAAAACCCACUGGUGACCCUGCGUGAGUUUAUGAAAUAUAGGAGGGAUUUUAUCAAAGAGAAAAGUGAUGCAGUUCACCUUUUUUCGGGGAGUCAGUUUCAGAGCAGUCGCAGCGGGGCAGCCUACAUUGGUGGCAUUUGUUCGCUUCUGAAAGGUGGUGGUGUAAACGAAUUUGGAAAGCCGGAUUUAAUGUCAGUAACGUUGGCACAGUCCUUAGCUCACAACCUUGGCAUUUUCUCAGACAAAAGAAAAUUGCAGAGUGGUGAGUGUAAGUGUGAGGACACAUGGUCUGGCUGCAUAAUGGGAGAUACUGGCUAUUACCUUCCAACCAAGUUCUCCAAAUGCGACGUUGAGGAGUACCACGAAUUUUUAAAUAACGGAGGUGGAGCCUGCCUUUACAACAAGCCUUCCAAGCUUCUCGAUCCUCCAGAAUGUGGCAAUGGCUUUGUUGAAGCUGGAGAAGAAUGUGACUGUGGUACUGCGACCGAAUGUCGUGCUGAAGGUGGAGAUUGCUGUAAUUCCUGUAGUCUAACGGCUAACUCCGAAUGCAGUAAUGGACUUUGUUGUAAAAAAUGUCAGUUUGAAGCCAAGGGAGUUGUAUGCAGAGAAGCUGUGAAUGAUUGUGAUAUUGCAGAGAGUUGCACGGGAGACUCUAAUCAGUGCUCUCCAAACCUGCACAAAAUGGAUGGGUAUUCAUGCGAUAACGAAGAGGGCCUUUGUUUUGGAGGACGAUGUAAAACAAGAGACAGGCAGUGUAAAUAUAUCUGGGGAGAAAAUGUGACGGUCGCUGAUAACUAUUGCUAUGAGAGGUUGAAUAUAGAAGGAACUGAGAAAGGCAACUGUGGCAGAGACAAAGAUACUUGGACACAGUGCAAGAAUGAGGAUGUUCUUUGUGGAUAUCUCCUGUGCUCUAAUAUUGUUUCUAUCACCCCGAGACUUGGGGAACUCGAUGGCGAAAUCACAUCGACUUCUCUUCAAGCUGUGGACAAGUCCUUUGUUUGCAGCGGGGGUCAUGUCAAGCUAGAGGAAGAUGCAGACCUUGGCUAUGUAGAAGAUGGGACACCUUGUGGCCAAGGAAGGAUAUGUUGGGAGCACAGAUGCCUUUCUACAGAAUCCUUUAACUUCAGCUCCUGUCCAGGAAGUACAGAAGGCACCAUCUGUUCAGGGCAUGGAGUGUGCAGUAAUGAAAUACAGUGUAUCUGUGAAGGGCUGUGGACUGGUGCGGACUGUGCCAAACCCAUCAUGAAACCAAGAAAUGAUGACUUUAUGCCCAACCCAGGUGUCACUAGCACAAAUAUUAUUAUAGGUGCUAUCGCUGGUACAAUUUUAGUGUUGGCUCUGAUUAUGGGCAUAACUGCAUGGGGUUACAAAAACUAUCGAAGACAGAGACAAAUCCCUCAGGGAGAUUAUGUAAAAAAGCCUGGUGAGGCCGACUCCUUUUAUAGCGACAUGCCGCCUGGAGUCAGCACAAACUCUGCAUCUAGUUCUAAGAAGAGGUCUGCUUUUCUGUCGCAUUUUCAGAUUUCUACCUGUUCCAUCACACAUUAUUCCAUUAGUCAGAACCUUUCAUUGUUUUGCAGCAGGUCAAACGGAUUAUCUCAUUCAUGGAGUGAAAGAAUCCAAGAUGCAAAGAACCUUUCGGACAUCUGUCAGAAUGGGCGACCCAGGAGUAACUCAUGGCAAGGUAAUAUAGGCGGCAACAGGAAGAAAGUCAAAGGCAAAAGAUUUAGGCCACGGUCUAAUUCCACUGAGUAUUUAAGCCCAUGGUUCAAAACAGAAUAUAAUGUAGCUAAGUGGGUAGAAGAUGUGAAUAAAAACACUGAAGGACCCUACUUUAGGACCCUUUCCCCUGCAAAGUCCCCUUCGUCAUCUACUGGCUCCAUUGCCUCCAGCAGAAAAUACCCAUACCCAAUGCCUCCACUUCCUGAUGAGGAGAAAAAGGCCAACAGAGCAAGUGCCAGGCUAUGGGAGACUUCCAUUUAGUUCCACUGUCUACCUGAGCUGAUACCAGAACUGUUUACUUCAGAUUUUAUACAAACUCAGCAUUGCUGAGUCGCUGAACAUUCAUCUGCUAAGUGGACAAUUUGAAGGGCAGAGAUGCUGACCAGCAUGGAGCGAACAAGUUCCCUGAAGAAGGAAAAGGCAAUUUUCUGCAGCAGAUUAGGAUUUUAAUUACAAGUAAAGAGCAACCAAACCAUAUACAUACCACAUUUACCUGGGAUACAUGGAACUGAAAAUAUAAAAGAGUAUUCCGCAUGAUGACAGAUAAUAUGUAGAUGCGCAAAUGAAACUAAUUGGGAGUCUCAAAUGUGGGUUUUUCUCUGGUCUAACAUAAUCCCAAAUAACUUUAAACAAACAAACAAAAACAAAAAGAAUUCAGAAUUUGAUAUGUAAACAUUUAUGCUGUGUGCAUGAAUUCCUCCGUUCACCACCUUCCAUGUGUAAGGGACUAGUCAUUAUACUUUAGUAAAACUAGCAUGCAGAAGUAAGAAAUGUUUUUUCCGCAAGUGGGAUCUGAAGAGGCAAACAUUAUGACAUAAGCAGCCAACAACAAAAAAACAUUGCUUUUUAAAUUUUUAUUACUUUUUGUGAUUAUAUUCUAAGUAGAAACUCAUACGUGUGUAAAAAGUUGUAAAAUACCAACAAUGCAAUUAUAUAAUGUGGGGUUUUCUUGUUUUGCCUGAAGAACACUCACGAGUGAACAUUACAUGUCAAAGAAUCUUAAGGGCCAAAGUAGGAGUGGCAUGGAAGGAGGACCAUAGGUCAAUGGAAGAGCACAUGGUUUGCAUGAAAAAGGUUCCAGGUUCAAUCAGAAUCGUCUCCAAGCAGGACUGGAAAAGUCGUCCUUGGAAAAUGGCUUUCAGUCAUCGUAGACAACACUGAGCUAGAUGGACCAGGGGUCUGACUCAAAAUAAGACAGCUUCCAAUAUAUAUAUAUUAAAUCUAAUAGCAGCUGCAAGGGGGAGGGAUGGUUCUGUAGUGUUGGGGAAGGAUUUUUCAGUCUUUUCCCCAACUGUGCUGUUUCCCCCUCAAAAACCGCCCCUCUGUAGCUGCUAUGCCAAAGCUCAGGUGCUAACCUGAAGGGUCUAGAACGCCUUCCUGGAGCCACAGAAAAUAGUGGUUCACUGCAAGACAUGUUAUUCUCCUUCCCAAUGAAAUCAAUGGGACUUUAACAGAGCACUUACAAAAAACAAUGGUGACACAAUCAGGGACCACAACAGUGAAUGUGAUGGUGGUCAGAAUGGCACAUUUGCUGUAUAUAUUACAUUUUUUUCUGAAGUUCAGCUAUCGAGAACUCCUAAGUUAUUUGGCUUCACCAAUUUAUCCUAUGUGCUGAUAUAAUACUAUGUAAAUAAUGCACUUCUUGGCCAAAUAAGAGCCAUUAACUGAACGCUUUGAUUAAGUUCCCAUCGGCCAUUCAUCUACAUGGAGUUGCAUAAUACAUGUAUGGAGGAAUCUCUGUUCCUACACUGUGCACUAUGCACUAUCGGUAUGCUAUGUUGUUAUUGGCUAUAUACAUUCAUCGAUGUUCCUGAACUGAGUUCAUUAUGAAAGAUUUUGCAAAGUUGUGUGGUUUUUUUUUUAAUAAAAAAUCAAAUAUAGGGAAUCUUGUGAAGGUUACACAAUAUUGCCAGUAUAGAUUCUUAUAUAGGAGCCGUUAUCCUGAUUUACUAAGCACAGGGAUGGGGAAUAAAUUUGUGGCCCUCCAGAUGUUGGGACUCCAAUUCUCUUCAGCCUCUGCCAGCAUGGCUAAUCACCCGGAAUGAUGGGAAUUGUAGUCUAGCAAUAUCUGGAAGGACACAGGUUCCCCAUUCUGUGAUGUAACAUUGCAGGUGAUAAGAUGGUCAUACGUAAAAAGGAAAGGGAGAGGAAUCUUCAAAGGCAUUUGCAAAAUAAUGUUUUUUGUGUAUUUUUUUUAAAUUAACAAUAUGUUCCAGUCAGUGUGUUCCCGUACUCUUAAUUGCAUUCCAAAAUAACUGUGAGGUAAAAUGAUAAAAAUGAAUAAGCACCUUAUUAUAGGUCUGUGGUGUGUAUUGUAGCUCUCAAGGUAUGUAUUAGGCAAGAUUUUAUAUAUGAUGCUUUGUUAGUAUCAGAAGUUGCAACAUAUACAUGUUGGGACCAGAGAUGUUUAAUUCUGAUCCUUUUUCCCCAGUGAUUCCAACAUGCUUUUUCCCUAGCAGCAACUAGAGAAGAGAUUUUCGGAAAACACUGCCUCGCAAAACCCAGAAUAAAGUGAUACCCACAUGCAUGGCAAGGAAUUAAUGGGCUGUUGAGAAAUCUCUAUUUAAAGCAUUCUUUGGCAAGGGCAUCAACUGAUCUUUUGACAGUAUUUGAAUGGAAACAGCUUCUAAAUUUCAUACUUAUUUCACACAAUUCUUUGGUACAUAUGUUGCCAUGUGUGGCCUUCCUUCAUUUAACUCAGGUAUAGAGCACCUAUGAACCCUCCAGAUGUUGUUGGACUCUCAAUUCCAUCAGCCCCACUGAGCCUAGUCGCUGGUUGGGUUCAUGGGACCUGUAGCCCAACAUCUGGAGAGCCACAGGUUCACCUGUCCCUGAUGUAACUGGACUUAUUUUAAGAAAUUCCACUUAGUUGAAAAUGUUGGUUCCAUGCGAAUAUAAAGUACAUUUAAGAAUGUCUCCAAUUGUAAAAUAUGUAAGACUUUUAAAGUGUUAUAUUUAUAAGACUCUGCCAGUUAUAUUUAUACAACACUGGCCUUGCAGUCAUAAAUAAUCCCUAUAAGAAGCAUAAAGUUGGGUAAGUAUUUUGAUUUGUAAUAAAUAGGAAAGGAAAGUUAAAAGAGAGAGAGAGCAAAUUCCCACCUGAGAAAAUGUCUAAAGGAUUGUACAGUAUAUGUAAAAGUAUAAUUUUGGAAAUAUAUAAUGUCAGCCAGAGACUGGAGGGUGAAAGCUAAGUUAACAUCUUGUGCCAUUAGACUUGGGGAAACUUGAUUGAAAACCUGGCUGCCUUUCCCUUGGUUUCAAUGGAUUUUGAAGCAACUUCUGGAACACAACCUACCCUCAGGUUAAAGGAAGGUUAAAAUAAAAAGGCCACCUCCAUAUUAAUUAUAGAGAAUACACACACACACACACACAGCUUUUUGAUCCCCAGUAUCUGAAACAUUUAGAUGUAUAUCAUGUGCCUUUUUGGAUAUUUUUCUGUUUUGGUACAAACCUAAGCAUCAUUUUAAAAAGACUGAUUAAGUUGUUUUUUUUAAAAAAAAUCCUCCUCCACCUUUUAUUUUCAGGUUAUUAGGAAGAGUGAAGUUUUGUUUUUUUGCCAGACAGAGCUGAAUGUAAUGUAGUGUUAGUUGAGACAACUUCAGAACAUUCAUUGAGAAUACACCCUUGUCUGCAGUUAAUGGCAUACACUGUUACCUACCAUUGUUUUGACCAUUACUAAUAUUUGUAAAUAUUCACCCAUUCAGUAAUCUUAAUGUAAAGUUAAAAUAUAAUUUUAAUAAAUCUUGGCUUUUACUUCCAUGGUCUAGUGCAGGAUUUCUCAGCUCACAAAACUGGAUUGCCUUGGUGUGUGAAAGGGUCAUGAAUGCUGGUUAGUAGGAAAUGAUGACUUAAGAAGGUUAACUAAUGGGUUUUGAGUCCUGAAAGACAGAAGAGGUAAGAUUCUGAGAGAGGUGCUGCUUCUAGCUAUCCCCACACUUUUGAUCCAUAUGGACAGGUCCAGGGCAUCUGUUUGUUUUAUUUUAAGCCAUAUGUAUAUAAAGACUACUUCUGGAGAUGCCUCUGCUGAACUGUGUUCACAGGCAGAGGCAAUGGAAGGUUCCCCACAAUAUUUAUUUCUUCUCAGGAUAAAUGAGCAUGUCUCCUUUUUGUGGAGAUUUCCAGUAAAAGGUAUCUUAGUAAGAUGUGAUUGAAAUGGAUGUCAACUCUGCAGCCUUGUUCCUAUGAGCCGCUGUGCCAGCAAAGAAAAUAGAAAGGCAGAAGGCAAUAAAUUUGUGAUCCUCCAGGUGUUGAGCUCCAACUCACAUCUGCCCCAGGUAGCAUAACCAGUAUUCAGGGAUGAUAGGAGCUGUAGUCCAAUAACAUUGGGAGGACCUCAGGUUCUCUGGCUCUGGAAUAAGGACUGUGGUGUUUGUGAGCUUCCCUAGGAUACUGUCGCAGCAACAAGCCAUGAACAGUAGCUAGGGGCACCGUCAAAGCUUAUUUGCUGCUAUUUACUGUAGGUGUUGCAGUGCCACAGAGAAGCCACCCCAAACUCUUGUGAGACUUCACUAAGCAUGUGGCUAAGUCUCAUGAGAGACUUGGAGGGGUGACUAAGGAGUCUUUGUAGCUGGUCCAGCCUCAUUCUGUGGACAGCCAUUGCUUGGUCUGGUACUCCCAAUGCCAGUGGCCACAGAGUUCCUUGUACGGCUGUUCAGGGGCCACAACUUGCUUCCUCUUUUGUUUGAAGCGUGGUGGUGGCUGCUGCACCUCAAACAAAAGAGAAAGGAACCCAAAGUGAUGCUCCACGACUCGGCAGCACAAGGGUGGCAUGGAACAUGCAUUUGGCCACCCCUGUCAAUCUACUGCCUGAGACAAGUUGCUCAAUGUGGCUCAUGAUAGGAAUAACAAUAGUUUGCAAAGCCUUUACGCAGCAAUGAAAUGGGCAAAAUGAAGGCAAUGGAUGGGGGGUGAUUUAAGAAAUCAGUAAUAUCUGUCAGGAACCACAAAUGGUAGUAUGCAAAGCUUUUAUAUAGGAAGGAAAUGGGCAGCUAAAAGGCAAAGAAUGGGAGUGGACCUGGUAGGCCUCAGAACAGACUCUUCCUAUAGUUUGCAGCUGUAAUUAGUUCAGCACAAGUCACCUGACCUGUCACAGCUGCAUUUGAUUGGCAACUGAAUUACCAAGCCUGAAAUCAGGCCCAGGCCAACCCAACUUGGGUUUUUUAAAAAGUGUGUUUCUUCUGUAAACAUGCAGCAAGGCAACAGCAGUAUGAAGGUAAGUGAGAAUAAAUUUCAUUCCAGAGUGUUGCUGAAAUGUUAGUCCACACCUGAUGGCUUAGGGUUUAUUUUAGGUAUGUGAAAAUAAGUGGUGGAGUCUAACACUUUGUUGAGUUGUCUGAAUCUGGCAUCAUAAGGUAGUGAGUGAAAACAUUAGAAGUAGCUAUAGUUUGCGAACUUGAAAUGGCUACUUUUUGUCUGUUGUGUAAAAAUCCACUUCUGUUGGUGGGUUCACAGGAAUUAAUGUAAGGAAUCCAUGACAGUUUUGUGGUGUUUUUGGGGGAGUGGGGGUGAGGGAACAAUCACUAUUUCCCCUUUCCUACCAUGAUUACACUGCUGAUCAUUCAUUUUCACUCAAAUGUCUUCAUUUUCAAGUAAGAUUAUCUGGUGUGUGUGGAGGAAGAGGCGAGGGAGUUCAUUGCUUAAUUUGGAGUCUGAAAGCUUUCCUUAAACACAAAUAAGUUCUGAAGAAAUUAGUUUGGUCUAUUCAACAUGGCUUCCAAUAUUUUCAGUAUUGUGUGCUUCUUGAGGGUUAUAGCUAAUUUUAUUUUAUUUCUUGCAUUUGGAUUAAUGUUUUAUAAUGAGCUUUGAGCUCUGGCACAAAAUGAAAUAAUGACAACAUGCCUUUUCAUCCCACUCAGCUCCAACUGAGUUUAAAAGAGCUCAUCUCGUGUCCAGGGGAACAUAAAAACUGCUUUUUAAUAGCAUCAGAGCUUGAAAUAGCCAGAUGUGCAAAUGUGAAACAGUCUACAGAGCAGCUUUUAAGCAGGAUCUAUAGUGGCAUUUGGGACAGUGUUCCAUGUUACUCUACUAAAAAUUUGACUCCUCUUGCUGCAAUCUUUGACAGUUCCAUGGUUGUCCUUCAGAGAAAUGUUUAAUGAGUUGUUGUUCUGUGUGUAAUAAUACCACUACAGCACCUAUUCAUGUGAUGCCUCUUUGUGAAAGAUAAGCCAUGCAUCUCCAGCUGUGCUGAGAGCGGUUUUAUAGGGCUGUAUGUAUGUUUGACCUGCAGAGAAACCAUGUAAGCACUGUAAUUCCUCACUUCAGGGGAACAUGUGGCCUUCCUGUUGUUGUUGGAUUCCCAGCUCCUACCAGCCCCAAACAGCAUGACAGAGAUGAUGGAGGCUGCAGUCCCAGCAAAAUUUAGAGAACCGUGUCUUCCCCCAUCCCCCCCUUACAUGCAGGCGUACAGUAUGGAAAAGAUGUUUCAGUUCCACAGGAGACUUCUGGAGCCUGUGGCUCUUCAGGUGUUGCUGGACUUCAACUCCUAUCAUCCUCAGUCAGAAUGGUCAGGAAUGCUGGAAGCUGCAGUUCAACAUCAUAAGAAGGGCCACAGGUUCCCCAACCUUGUAGAGAAAUUGUGUCAGAAGCAACUCUGGUAGAUGCCUCCAUGUUACAACCUCUACAGAACCCCCCGAGACCCCCGGGUAUAGGGCAGUAUAUAAAUUCAAUAAACAACAAUAAUACAGAGCAAGUCUAUGUAUGCUCACUUAGAAGUACUUGGCCAACUCCCAGGUGAGUAGAGGCAUGCUACCUUAGACUGCCAAUGUAAACACAGCAAUAGUACCAUGCUUGGUGCCAUUUUCAAGACCAACUGGAGAGCUAAAAUCCAAGGAAAGGGUCAACCAGUGCUUUUCAGCUGGGCCACAGCAACCAGCCUAUGUUUUAAAAAAAACAACUUAAACUCAGAACAUAGUAAUAGCAUUUUCUUAACUUUGAAAACAAGAAAUAUUUUACAACAAUUUUUCUUCUAACAUAUAUAGGUAUAUUUUAGUUGCAGUAUGAUUUAUUAAUAAAGUAGUAUUAUGGGUGGAAUCCAACUUAGUUCUAUUUAAAGUAGACUCAGUGAAUGUAAUGGUUCUUAAGACAUGCACAUUAAUUUCCAAUGGGUUUACUCUGAAUAGGACUAACAUUGGAUACAACUGGGUUUUUGUGUGUGGAAGUUACUAGGGAUAGGCAACGCAGCUUAAAAACAAAGCAAAAACCCACACGCUAGAGGCUUGAUCUUCUAACAGAAAUAGCUGUGCUAACUGCUGUAGCUACAGGAAAUUUAGAACCAUGGAAAAAUGAAAGUGGAAUAAACCAACUGGAAUAAGCUGAUAAGGGAUGGUGCAAUGGUAGGAUACACCAUGUCAGUUUGACAAUCAGGGUGGUAGAAGAUGGCACAGUCUGAAUCCUGCCAAUAGACUUGAGCAGAGCAAUUCAGUGAGGGGAUGGAGAGAAUCUCUGGCAGUAAAGCCACCAUUUUCUGAACCCUACUGGUUUUACACCAGCUAGGCAGAAGCUGGAGGAAAAGAAGCACACUGACUCCUGGGCAAAUGGGAAAUCUACUCUGAUAUGCUCUCCUUUUGUCCUCUCCUCUGGAGCAGUGACAACAGCGAGGCAAUGGCAGAGGUCCUUUCCAUGGUGGCUGGGAUUCCAAGGGCAUACCUGCCUCUCUACCCAUAAAGAGAGAGGAUCCUACAGCCUUCUCAGAUUCCCUCCCAGGAACCGCAAGGUUGUCUACCGAUUCUCCUUUGAGAUGCAUGCAAACAAAAGACAAAAUCCUGCCUGUUUUACAGUGGACACAAUUAUUAUUUUUUAAGCCUGAGAGGCCUUAAGACCUUACAUAUUCAAUUUUUGCAAAGUAUAUUUUUACAACCAGUUUAGAAGCACUUGCUUAACUGCCCUUUGAAUAUAGUGGUGCUAGUUGUUAACUAUAAAAUAUACAGUAGCAAGUCUGUAAAUACAAAGAUACGAAGUAUAUUGGUCUAAUAAUUCCUGCUGAUUGCCUGUGUUGAGAAUCUGUGUAGUAUUCGCUAGGGCACACAGUGUGGUGCAUAUUAAACUGUAAACCUUUGCACAAUCUUUGAGCAACAAGAUACCACUGUAUUAUUUACGUACUAGCCACAAUCCGAGCGUAAUGUAAAUAUGCUUUUAGUGCCAUUAAUUAUCCGUGGAAUUUAAACACACACACACCCUUAACUUUGGGUGGCCAAUUUUUAUUAGAAUUAUUGCAAUGUUUUUCAAGUAGCAGUUAUUAUUUGUGACAUCUUAAAUCUACUGCUGCAAAUGUUUUCUAUUACAAUGUCUUUGUUGUACUAUAUAUCCAAUGGCUGAUUUUUUUUGCAGUAGCGUGUUUGUCUUGUGGAUAUGGUAAAAACAAGCACUGUAUUCACUAUUGGAGGCUGAACCAUAUGGCAUUUUGUAAUUGUUUUACUGUUUGGAACUGUCUCAAUCCUUCUCCUGCUGAAAUUUUGACAAAUGAUAAUGCAGAACCUUAAUAACUACAGCUUUGAAUGCAACUUAACUUACAUAAGCAUCAAAAUUCAUGAAGCUAGCACACACUUUUUCCAUAGUAACAUUACUAUGAGCAUAUUUAAGACAAAAUGACUAAUUUCUACCUUUACUCAUGUAUUAUAACAUUCAGUAAAUAUGACUCAGUUUAAUAUGA
Molecule: messenger RNA, 11591 nt
Organism: Podarcis muralis (Common wall lizard)
Lineage: Eukaryota; Metazoa; Chordata; Lepidosauria; Squamata; Lacertidae
Gene: ADAM22
Product: ADAM metallopeptidase domain 22
Biological process (GO): proteolysis
Cellular component (GO): postsynaptic density membrane
Molecular function (GO): metalloendopeptidase activity
Source: RefSeq, a predicted model, not a curated record